CACAAUACAGAACAUGCCUCAGCUGAAUCCAACGCCCAUAUUAACAUAAAUACAGGUCUUUCGGUUUGGUGCGGGGCAAGGGUAACACGUGGACGGGGAGCUCUGUAGAAAAAGUGAAGUGUGAGGGGAAAAAGGAAAGGAAAGCGCAAAGUGACACGAAGAGAGGAAAAUAAAGUGUGAAUAUACGAGGAGGAAAUAAGGAAAAGUGAAAAGAAGACAAAACAAGGGAGAUUUACAAGUAAGAAAAACCAAAAAAAAGAGAAGAGGUUAGGCAGGCAGAAGCGAAGCAGAAAGUUGGGCAAAGAAACAACAGAUGGCGACAGUCAGAGGAAGGCCAAGGAAUACGGGCAAGGCAGGAGACAAAGAAGAGUCCAAAAACACACUAGAAAGGUACAGUUGGACGGAAAAAGAGAUAACAACCAGAGGGGAAGGAAGGGAGGGAAUGACGGAAAGAGUGGAGAAAAUGGAAAGAGGAUUAGAAGCUAUGGUAAAAGAAAUAAAAGGAAUGUUCGAAACACAGCUGGAGGAGUUAAUGAGGGCAAUGAAAGAGGAGAUAAAAAGGGAAAUGAAAGAGGAAAGAGGAAGAAGAGAGAGGAAAAUGAAAGAGGAAAGAGAAAAAAGAGAGAGGGAGAGAGCAAGAAAGAGGGAGAGAGCAAGAGAGAGAGAAGAGAGAGACAGAGAAAAAGAACAGUGGGAAAGAGAAAGGAAGGAAUUAGUAAACAGGAUCAGAAGAAUCGAGGAGGAGCGGGAAAGAGAGGAGAGGGAGAAAAGGAGAAAUAACAUAGUGAUUAAGGGGGUGGACUGGAAGGAAGGAAACAAAGAAGAAGCCGUAAAGGAGUUCGUAAGGGAUAAAAUGGGAAUAGAGACAGAGGUAGAAAAGGCACACACGAUAAGAGUGGGAGAAAGGACGACGAUAAUGGUAGCGACGAUGAAGUCAAGAGAGGAGAAGAUAAGAAUAAUGAAAGGAAAAAGCAGACUGGUAAAAGGAGUAUAUAUAGAUGACGACCUCACGAGGAAAGAGAGGGAAAUACAGCAGCAGAUAAGAAAGGAGGCAAGAACAAGAAGGGAAAAGGGGGAACACGUAAGGACAGGCUACAUGAAACUUGAGAUGGGAAACAGAUGGUACAGAUGGAAUGAAAAGGAAGAGAGACUGAUGGAGGAAAGAAAGAGAGGGGAAGAAAAGUGAAAUAAGGGGGAAAAGGGGGGAAUGCAGGGAGAAUGAAAAUGUGCUUUUGGAACGUAGCAGG
Messenger RNA from Bombus pyrosoma, 1247 nucleotides. Its product is annotated as vicilin-like seed storage protein At2g18540. The transcript has a single exon. The record is from RefSeq and is a predicted model, not a curated record. NCBI's taxonomy places the organism in Eukaryota, Metazoa, Arthropoda, Insecta, Hymenoptera, Apidae. The coding region runs from base 314 to 1186 and encodes 290 amino acids.